AUGGCAAGCCGUCAGACAAUUGAAAUAGUUUAUAGAAGCUUCAGGGAUAUACUGGACGUUGCUGAACCUUUCAGUGGAAAAGUAACCAUUUUUGGAGGUGAUUUUCGCCAGGUACUGCCAGUAAUUCCAAAAUCUACCAGGGCUGAAACAGUAAAUACAAGUUCGGUCAAAUCGUACUUGUGGCAUCAGAUGGAAAGGAUUAAAUUAACAAGAAAUAUAAGGGCACGAACAGAUCCAUCGUUUAGUGAAUUUUUAUUGCGUAUAGGUAAUGGGGAAGAGCCUACAACAAGAGAUGAUUUUGUAAUUCUUCCAAAACAACUGGUUAUUGAAAAUAAGAGCAGUAGUACUGCAGAAGUCACCUUAGUAGACCAAAUAUUCCCAUCGCUUGAUAAAAAUGCAAGUUGUGCAAAAUACAUGACGGAACGGGCUAUUCUAGCUAGCAGAAAUGAGUACGUUGAUCAGCUAAUUGAAAUGUUAAUUUCCAGAUUUCCUGGUAAAAGCAGAACGUUUCUUAGUUUUGACUCUGCAGAGGAUGACACCAAUAAUUACUAUCAGGAAGAAUACUUAAAUACACUAACACCAAGUGGUCUACCUCCACACAGGUAUGCUUUUGAUUAUUAA
Molecule: messenger RNA, 621 nt
Organism: Capsicum annuum
Lineage: Eukaryota; Viridiplantae; Streptophyta; Magnoliopsida; Solanales; Solanaceae
Exons: 1
Coding region: 1-621 (206 amino acids)
Biological process (GO): telomere maintenance; DNA repair
Molecular function (GO): DNA helicase activity
Source: RefSeq, a predicted model, not a curated record